AAAAAAAGUGUAAAAUCAAUAUUAUGUAAAAAUGUGAUGAGGAAAAUACCUGAUGUAAUAUCCUCUUUUUAUUUUGCCUGUUUAACAAGCUCUGCAGAAGCACAAGAAAUGAAGAAAGAAAAUCACAAUCACAAUGGAAAAUUAAUGGUCUAAUUUUCAAUAAAAGUUGAUUAAAUAAGUUGUUAAAGAUGAGAAGACAGGGGCAAUAUGGUGAUCAUCAUGGAGCUGAUACAUAUACUGGCGGUGCUCAUAUGCAGCAUUUAUCUUCUCAGAGGAUGGAAAACAGGCCCGAGUCUGACCAUUUCCAAGGACGGCUUGAGGCGUUCACUCCGGAACGAGAGCAGCAUUUUUAUCCCAGUUCGAAAGUUGAGGGACAAUGGAGAUGGGAAAGAGAUGAAUCAAAAAUGUCUCAUCCACUUCCGUCUCAAAUUUUCGCUGAAGGUCAAGGGGUUGAUGCGACAAGAUCCUAUUUCCAACGAAAAGGUCCUGGGCAAGAUGCGAAACUGGCUUUAGAGAAGCAAGGCACUAAUGAUCCUAGAUUUGGACCCCGUGAGGACAACAUGCAAAUUGGAUUUGAAGACAAACCUUUGGUGCAGAAUUUUGAAGGUAUUGAACAUAAAUUCCUCGACGACAUUAUGAAACUUGCCAAAGAUCAAAAUGAUGCUGAGGAUGCAGAAAAUGUCAGACAUAGAGAGAAGAUAAGUGCAAUAAAUACUCAGUAUCAGGAACAAUUAGAAGCACUUCGAGCCCGGCAUGCCAGUCGUAGAGAUGAGUUCCUCCAUAAGGAGUCACAGGCACGCCAGCAUCAAUAUCAGCAAUCCAUGAUGGGCGAUUUUCCUAGUAGUGGCAUGGUCCCUAGCGAUCCUCAUGGUUACAGUGCAGGUGCACCCUCAGCUGUCACAAAUGAAGCUCAUCGAGCCUAUGCUACAGAUCAAUUUGACUCAUACAGGGAGCCUGCUCGAGUUCAUGGAGGCUCUAGGGAUCAAGGAUUUGAGGCUAGAGGUCCAUAUCCUGGGGGCCGUGUUUAUGAAACUGGAAGACGCUAUUACUAAUUAACAGGCGCAACUUAGAUAUGCUUCCUUGCUAUUUCCUUUGCACCAGAGUGUAUUCGGACAACACUGUCCGAGUCAUUCUAACCUAUCUUUAUUUUGACAGGUUGAUUCAAGAAGUUACUCUAGUCACACCAAAACUAUUAUUCGGCGCCGUAGAAACGAGUAUUCGUUUCAAAAAAUAAAAAUCAUAAUUUUUGUUUUUCGAUGGCUAUCGAUGGACAAUGGGGAACACCCGCCACCACCAGAAGUGGUUCUCGUAUCUAAGGCACAACCAGUGAGCAAUGGACUGAUUCCUGCAUUGAUUCAUGCAGAGGGAGGUGUCAGCAGAACAUCAACUGGGAUAACCAAUGUAAUACUAUCAAAUAUGAUGCACAAAAUUGCAAUAUACAAUGUUGUGAUUAAGUAAUAAAGAGUCAGUAGAGUGCCAAA
This is a messenger RNA of Mercurialis annua (annual mercury), 1481 nucleotides long. RefSeq lists its product as uncharacterized. The transcript has 5 exons. Lineage: Eukaryota; Viridiplantae; Streptophyta; Magnoliopsida; Malpighiales; Euphorbiaceae. Bases 189 to 1052 code for a protein of 287 amino acids. The record is from RefSeq and is a predicted model, not a curated record.